Orbicella faveolata is the source of this 3306-nucleotide messenger RNA. RefSeq lists its product as uncharacterized. The record is from RefSeq and is a predicted model, not a curated record. NCBI's taxonomy places the organism in Eukaryota, Metazoa, Cnidaria, Anthozoa, Scleractinia, Merulinidae.
AUACAAACAAUAAUGGAAUAACAUAGGAAAAUCUAAAAACCUUUUGGAACUACAUAAAUUUAUCCUGUAAAAUGCUGAGAGAUAUGCUGCAGUUAAGUUUUGAUCUCACUUAUUUUUUGUUUCAACAGUAUGUGCAGAGUUUACCGCUGGCCCAGUAAACCUGCUGACCGGGGACCGUUUUUAGGUCAGCCAUGUUUUUAGUCUCUGAUGGCAUCUAAGUAUUUCAGGAGUGGUUCAAUAGUGGUAUCUGACACUCUGAAUCCCGCAAAGUCUACGCUUCUCUCCGCAAACUGGAAUUUAUGCGGGUCAGUUGAGCACAAUACCAGCCUGACCGACAAGCGUGAGGAAGUCAAUAAUUAUUGUUCUCCACCAGGGCUGUUCCAGGUCAGAGUCAUGGUGUAUGUUGUUGUCAACCCAGCAUCCCUUGCGCUCAAAGGAUAGUAGUAGGGCAUCAAAGUAACAAUUAUAGCUGUCUCCCAAAGAGAGGAAUCCUUGAGGUGCUCAUGUGUAUCAUCAGUGGCCAAACAGUGUGAUAAAAGUGGUCAGGGGACAAUCAGAGGGGAUCAGUGGGAUGCUGUGGUAGCCACUCCAAGCAUCUGUGACUGUCUUCCAGGUGGCCUUUGGGAAACGGCAUGCAAGAUGGAAGGGAAGCUUGUAGGGGACAUCAGGGAUGUCAGGUUUACUUGUGUGACACCCCUCUCUAGGCCUGUCUGUUUUCUUGAAAGAUGGGAAGUCGUUCAAGGGAAGACCAAAGUUGAGCAGCAACUCACACAAGGUACAUAGCUUGGACUGAGCUGCUGACUUAAACCUUGUAGUGGCAUGAUGACAACUCAGUGUUGCAAGAGUUUGCUGUGAGCCUGGUGAAAAAUACUCCCUCAAUGGGGAUGAGGGAGCAGUUGGUGGCCAACAGGCCAAGGUGGACAGGGAGGAGGUCAUCGCGUCAGAACCCGCAGGCUAGGAACUCAGCCAGAGACCAUAAGUCAGACCUUGUGCCAAAAUUUGCCAUCCCUAACAUGCACUCUCGAUUGACGUAAAGGCUAGCUUUGAGAAAGCUUACUGGAAACUCAAGCCACAUUUAUCAGAUGAUCUUUGUGACCUCACAGCAUCCAAUUUUCAAUCUGUGGCACUAAAUUAUAUCCACUAAAAGGGACCUAAACCUACACAAACACCCUUGAAGCCUAUUCAUCAGUUAAAGAAACAUGAUGAAAUAGUAAAUACUGUAACUAAACCUGACAAAGGAUCUGCUGUCUUCAUUAUGGACAAGGAUGAAUAUUUAUGCCUCCUAGCAUACAUAAAUGAUGUCACCAAAUUCAGGGUGGUUGAUCCAGAGGCCGAAGUACUAUCACCCUCUCCAUCAGAAAGAGAAGGAACUCGAAUCACAUGUUUGAUGAAUCCUGCCUAAUGAAAUUGCAGCUUCAGUUUUUCCAUCUGGCUCUAAGCUAGCUCACCUCUAUGGUUUGCCCAAAACACACAAGAAGCAAUUAGCUAUGCGGCCUGUUUUGUCAGCUACGCAGAGAUACAACUUCGCACUGACAAAAUGGCUAGAUCACAAACUCAAACCUCUUGCCAACAACCAGUACAUGACAACUGACACCUUCGAGUUUGUGAAUAAAGUCCAUACACUGACAAUCAAUAAUGGUGAUGUCCUGGUUUCCUAUGAUUUCUUCAUUAUUUACCAAUGUGCCUUUGGAAGAAACCAUACACUUACUUGCUGACAGAGCUUUCUUGAAUGAUUGGUUCAAUGAAAUGCACCACCUUAAUCUCAGUAAGCAAGACCUCAUUGAUCUUCUGAGAGGGGCAAUAAAGGACCAGCUUUUCUUGUUUAAUGGUCAACUAUAUAAACAGACCAAUAGUGUUGCCAUGGGCUCCUAGCUUGGUCGUGUUUUCAUGUGCUGCAUUGAAGAAACCCUGGAACACAAAGGCAAGAUGCCCACAUAUUACAGGAGAUAUGUGGACCAUAUGUUAACCAUUAUGCCCAACAAAACAUCAGCAAAUGUCUUCCUUGAGACUCUUAACCAUGGUCAUUCAUCUAUUAAGUUUACCAUGGAGAUGGAAAACAAUGGCAUGCUUCUGUUUCUCGGCAAAGAGCAGCUUAACAAGUCUACAUACACUGGGACAAAAGUUUAUGUGAAACCCACAAACACUGGCCUCUUGUUGCACCACAAGAGUCGUGUCGAUGACCGAUAUAAACGCAGCCUGGUAAAGAUCAUGCUUUCUUCCAGUUGGUCGUACAACUCCAAAGAGUACGAUCGCCUUAAAUUGUUCUUCUCUCAACUUAAAUUUCCGGACAAAGUAAUCAAUUCCACCAUCACACAUUUCAUCGUGGUAAAAGCAUCUGAUCAGCCUGUUUCUUCACUGGCCAAACCUGAUGCUGUAGACCCCAUUUGCAUUGUCCUCCCAUUCAAAGACCAGGCCUCAGCUGAUACUUCACAAGGUCAACUUAAAGAUUUAAGCCAGAAGAUUCAUGUCUCUAUUCAGCCUGUAUUUGUUAGCCACAACAUUCAACAAGAUCUUAAGAGCCACUGCCUCUAAAUAUGGAGAAUCCGAUAACAACAAAGUGUAGAUUACAAACUGUGUGAGUGUGAAAUCAAGGCAAGCUUCCCUCUUUCUGUACUGGAACAUUGAAAAUGCACUGUUUUACAAAAAGCCAGUUUUCAUAAGCAAAAAGAUCACUGAUCAUCUGAGUGUCAGCAAAGUGUAGUGUAUGAAUUCAAAUGUGAUUUGUGCGAUACACAUCAUAUUGGGUACAAUUGCCGCCACCUCCAUCAAUAUAUAGAACAAGAUGACAUUCUAUACCAUAGAAUUCCGAAAGUAACAGCCCCUGUUACUUUUGGAUGUUCAAAAAACGUUUGUGCAGUAACAGUCGUUUCAGGCAAAGCAGACAUGUAACUAAGAAAUUAAACCUUCCGUUGAUGUAUGUUUCCAACUACCCUCAUAAACUAAGCAGACUGUAUAAACAGAAAAAGGCCCCAAACCGGUUGGUACCGUAGGGUGAAUCAAGAGUAUACUUGUCGCAUUACAUCGCAAUACAACUGAUAACCCCACAGUAUAUCAUUUGACUCUGCUGCUAGACAAACACAGUUGCUAAAUCAUAGUUUGAAGAAAAAUUAAGUCAAGUUCGAAAUAAAAUCACAGAGAGUUCUUCAAGUCACGGUUCAGUCCUGCACUCAGGCUGUUCCAUCUGCAUGAGGACAGAGACUUUCUCUUUUAGUGACUUCUUCAAAGGGCUGUUACUUUCGGGGGGACCAUUACUUUUGGGGCUCAAUAGGAAGGGAAAAAUUAACGUUACUUUUGGGGAGUCGCUAU